CAUCCUUCCUCCGCGCAUGCUGUGCGCACUCGCUGCCAUCGGUGUCGAGGACUUUUUGCAUUUACUUGGAUACUGUAUGGACGGUUCAACCAAUCACGUGGCCCCACUGCGAAAGAUCGGCCAUGAAGCGGCGCGGCCACCCGCCGUCGUCAUUGGAAGCUCAGCUUGUCUCGAAGCCCGUCUUGGCGCUGGAUUUUCACAUCGUGUGGUGGCUGCAUGAUUGCAAGUCGGUAUAUCCAAAUGCCUCUGCCGUCGUCCACACUCUCGUAUCGCGGUACAGGACCCAAGACAUCUCCCUCUUGCUCUGGAUCUUCUUCUUCUACAUCGUGUCGGACCUGGGCAUUCCGUACUUUUACACAUGCGUUGGGAAUCUCGUCGCAGUCGUCGUGCUGCAGUACUCGAUCGACGCCAAGCGGCCCAUCGACUACGACGACAGCUUAUACGAGCAUGCGUGUACUGAUCCGGACACAAAAGGGUUUCCAUCCGUCGAUUCCCACAUGGUCAUCGUGGUCAUCGGCCCUGCACUCACCUCACCCGCAGUCUCGGCGACCACCAUUGCGCUCAUGGUCGUGUCAGGGCUCAUCAUUGCGUUCACCCGCGUUUUCGUUGGCGUCAGGUUUCCGUCACAGAUCGUUGGCAGUUGGGGCACUGGUGUCAUGGGCGUCCUCGUCGCCAACUUCAUCCACGUGAGUGUUCUUCACCACGCAAGCACUGCCGCGCUACCUGCGUCGUUCCAUCGAGUCGUCGUGGUCUGUGUGAUUGUGGCAGCGCUCUUUUGUAUGGCGUCGUGGGUAGAAGCCAGCGACAGCCGCAACUUUGGCAUCCCUCGGCACGAAUUUUCCCGCGUGUUGAAAACAAUCGUGACGAGCGGGACCGAUGACGUCGCACCGACCACCGACGGAAGCAGCCAUCGACGGGACUCGUUCUACUAUCUCAUGAAGUCGGUGCACAGCCGCAGGCGGCCAGACCCUGCCGCCGCAGUCCAACCCCCGCGUGUCCACUUUGCCGCGGCUGUACCAGAGCAGCAAGGACCCAAGGAGUAGGGCCUUUCAACUGCAUAACCAACUCGACCACUGGUUUUGUGUUUGGUUGGAUGGCCGAGGUCCAUCGUUCGCGCGCAGUG
Messenger RNA from Aphanomyces invadans, 1123 nucleotides. RefSeq lists its product as hypothetical. The coding region runs from base 123 to 1043 and encodes 306 amino acids. Lineage: Eukaryota; Oomycota; Saprolegniomycetes; Saprolegniales; Verrucalvaceae. The record is from RefSeq and is a predicted model, not a curated record. The transcript has 5 exons.